This is a messenger RNA of Coniosporium apollinis CBS 100218, 807 nucleotides long. RefSeq lists its product as uncharacterized. The record is from RefSeq and is a predicted model, not a curated record. The transcript is spliced from 3 exons. The coding region runs from base 1 to 807 and encodes 268 amino acids. NCBI's taxonomy places the organism in Eukaryota, Fungi, Ascomycota, Dothideomycetes.
AUGGGAGAUUGGACCAGUCCUGUACCGCGUCCGUUGGGAUGGCAUGCGUCGAGUGCAGCACAGGAUGCUGCGCAAGAUGCGCAAGACCAGGCCGCUCCGCUUCAGGGUCCAGUCCAAGCACAAGCGGCUCAGUCUCAAGCUCUCGUGGCUGCUGGCUUUGUUGCCGCUCCUACCGUCGCCGGACGGUCAAUCCCGAUCUUGACGAAUCUGCUGCCCGUAGCCACAGCCAAGGGAGUCGUGAAUACCGUCCCAGGUUCUCCAGACCGCUGGGUAGCCCCGCCGCAGUGCUACAUGACGGCAAUUGAGAUCCUGACGUACUUCCCCGAGUGGCUAAACUGGCCGGAGUGUCUCAUGCGGUUCGUAGAUGCAGGUUGGGAACAGGUAGAAAUGUCCAAAUACGUAUUGUGGUGCCGCGGACUUCCAAAGUCUCGUGUCACCAAUUACAGGACGGCGUUGUGGCAUCGAGCUAAGAGGGCACGCCCGGUUCGGGCCAGAAAGGCUGGUUUCAACACGGCCAGCUGGAACGUCUUGCCCACGAGACUUUCCAUGAACAGUCUGACAGAUUACCGCCUCGCAGACGUUGUUCAGAACGUGGUCCACCAUCCGCCGGCGGCUGAACAGGGCGAAUUCUGGCGUUGCUUGAACCAUCAGCAGUCGAAUGCCGGGCUCGACCUUCGCCUGUCGGAUAUACCUGCGCUGCUCCAGGCGCACCCGGAAUGGCGGUCGCCUGCCCCGGCACCAGGGGCCAACCCAGAUGGCGAUGCGCUGGCACGAUGGAGAUUAAACCCCGGUCACAGAACCAUGUGA